Sporothrix brasiliensis 5110 is the source of this 1650-nucleotide messenger RNA. RefSeq names its product tpr domain containing protein. Gene Ontology annotation, cellular component: i-AAA complex. NCBI's taxonomy places the organism in Eukaryota, Fungi, Ascomycota, Sordariomycetes, Ophiostomatales, Ophiostomataceae. The transcript has a single exon. The record is from RefSeq and is a predicted model, not a curated record. Gene Ontology annotation, molecular function: misfolded protein binding. Gene Ontology annotation, biological process: protein quality control for misfolded or incompletely synthesized proteins. Bases 1 to 1650 code for a protein of 549 amino acids.
AUGUCUCGACCACUGGCAGCGACAAACGCCGCCUACCGGCACAUGAGCCGCACAGCCGGGCCGUUUGCCCUGUCGGCGACGCUGCGGCCAUUAUCCACCCGCAGGCAAUCGACGUGUUCGUCGGCGUCUGUGCAAGUCGACGUCUGCGUCCACGGUCCUGGACAUAUCCAAGGCCGCGUGCGACUGCAGUGGCAGCAGACGCAGCUGCACUGCCGGCGGCUAUCUACGUCUCCGCGCAGGCAUGAUGGCAGCCGAAGACACGGCUCGUCUGGACAGCAGCAGCCCCCGCCUCCCCCUCCCCCACCCCCACCACGUGGCCGUGUCCCCAUUUUCCGGUUGCUGCUGCAGGCGCUCGGCGGCAGCCUCCGCAGCCUGUUCAUGCCGUUCCAGGGCGCGACUCUGCGGACGCUGUACCGAUCGAACCCGGAAGAGCUGGUGCUCGCGCUGGCCGUGCUCGUUGCGAGCGCGUUUGUCAUUGCGUACGUGGCGCGCAUUUACUUUAGUUAUUUCAACUCCAAGCAGUUUACGCGCUACCCGCCGGAGGUGGCCAAGUGCCUGCGGCGGGCGCUGUACUUUAGCAACUACGCGCCGGACCCGAAGCGGGCAUUGAAAAACUACCGGCAAGCACUCGAGGCGUGCGACGAGCUGGGGCUGGACCCGUUUUCGGAAGACGUGCUGGGCAUCCGGAUCCAGCUGGCGUCGUGGCUGGAGCGGAUUCAGAGCUACGACGCGUCCAUCAAGAUCCUGGAGCUGCUGCUCGCGGACUGCCGGCGGUGGGUGGACCUCAUGGAGAAAGACGAGAAGGAUGGUAAAGCAGGCCAGGGCACCGUCGGUACGCUCUCGCCCCGCCUACCGCCGCCGCUGCUGACGGGCAAGUCGGCCAAAGAGGCCGAAGACAGCGGCGUGGACAUGACAGCCGCCACCGAAACCGUCUGGGGCCGGCGCUCGCGGAUCCUGCGCAAGGCCAUCGGCGUCAGCGUCAAGCUGGGCGAGCUGUACGCCGACGAGCACGUGCUCAUCGCGGACAAGGCGCACGAGCGGCUCGUGUGGGCCGUCGACACGGCCCUCCAGGAGUUCCAGCGGCGCGCCACGGCGGGCACCAAGGACGGCGAGGGUAAGUGGAUGAGCCCCGUGGAGAUGGGCGCGGCGCUCGAGUCGCUGGGCCACAGCUACGAGUCGCGGUCGCAGUUUCACCUGGCGCUGCCGCUCUUCUUCCAGGCGCUGCGCGUGUGCAGCGACCCGUGUCACAGCGCCGUCAUUAUGAACAACCUGGCCGUGUCGUUUGCGCAGCACCCCGUCCAGCCGCCCUACGAAACACUGGUGGGCUCCGUCGUCGAGACACCGGCCGUCGGCAAGGAAAUCACGCAGCAAGAAGCGCAGCGCGCAUACUACGAGACAGCGCAGCGGUGGGCGACCAACGCACACCAGCACGCGACGGACACGUCUGGCGAUGCGCGCACGCCUGAGUGCGAUGAAGCAUGCGUGGUGGCGCUGUGCAACCUGGGCGAUAUUGCGGCGCUGCUUGGCGACGCGCGGGAAGCGACAAAGCGGUUCAGCGAGGCCAAGGCUAUGAGCGAGACGAUGGCGUUUGCGCCCGGCGUGCAGCAGGCCGUGGCCGGGCUGGCACGGCUGCAAAGUAGACUGGGCUGA